UCGUUCGGGUUCGGGUUCGCUCCCCAAUAACCAAAGAGUUUCCCGGUUGGUGCGGAUACGCGCUACGCGCAAAAGGAAACGGGCGAGACGACGGCGACCCGCUUCUGCUGCACGCGAACGCAACGCCUGUCGUCCGUCUCCGUCCUGCCGAGUCCACGGUGUCACCUUCGCCUUCUUUUAUGCGCGCAGGAGGAGGGGGAAAAGACCGGAGUCACGACCCAGUCUCCUUCGUCUGCUUCUUCUACCUCGCAUUUCAUCAGGUGCUUGCAGGCAGUAGUGGCAUGGGGGUCAGGGGGUGGCAGUGGCACGAUGCUGCUGUGGUGAUCUUCAGGCUGCUUCUUCUGCAUGGCGCCUUCCUCUUCCACUUGGCAAGUUGAUUUGUUUACAGCGUCUGAGUCGUUCAUCGGGGUCAACUACGGGACGAUCGCGGACAACCUCCCGCCAGCGGCGUCGACGGCAAGCCUGCUGGCCUCAACAUCCAUCGGCAAGCUCCGGCUCUACGAACCCCAGCCGGACCUGGUCUCGGCGCUCGCGGCCGCGGGCUCGGGUAUCUCCCUCCUCCUGGGCGUCCCCAACUCCGACGUCCCAACCCUCGCCGCCUCCCCCGCCGCGGCCGCGGCAUGGGCCGCCGCCAACAUCCCGGCCACGGUCCCCGUCUCCGCCAUCUCCGUCGGCAACGAGCUCCUCAGCUCCGGCGACCCCACCCUGGCCACGCAGCUCCUCCCCGCGAUGCAGAACCUCCUCGCCGCUCUCCCCUCCGGCGCCUCGGCCGCUCCCAAGAUCUCGACCGUCCAUUCCAUGGCGGUGCUCGCGUCGUCGGAUCCGCCGUCGUCGGGCGCGUUCCACGCGGACCUGGCGGCGACCCUGGACCCGGUGCUGGAGUUCCUCAACCAGAACGGGGCGCCCUUCAUGAUCAACCCGUACCCGUACUUCGCGUACGCCUCAGACACCCGGGCCGAGACGCUGGCCUUCUGCCUGUUCCAGCCGAACCCGGGCCGCGUCGACGCCGGCUCCGGGCUCACCUACUUGAACAUGUUCGACGCGCAGCUGGACGCCGUCCGGGCAGCGCUGGACGCCAAGGGGUACGGCGGAUUGGACAUCGUCAUCGCCGAGACCGGGUGGCCGUACAAGGGGGACGCUGGCGAGGCCGGUGCCACGCCGGAGAACGCCAGGGCGUACAACGGGAACCUCGUGGCGCACCUCAAGGCCGGGACGGGCACGCCGCGGACGCCCGGGAAGUCCGUGGACACGUACCUCUUCGCGCUCUACGACGAGGACCUCAAGCCCGGGGCGGCGUCGGAGCGGUCGUUCGGGCUGUACAAGGCUGACCUCACGCCCAACUAUGACAUCGGGCUCGCCAAGGGCAGCAACGGCACCAGCACGUCAGGGCAGAUCGGUGUUAUUACUCCAGCUCCGCCGCAGGUUACGACGCAGCCGGGGAUGGGGCUGACACCGACGGGGUUCUGUGUGACCACGGGCGCCUUGCCGGGGAGCACGCAGCAGGUGCAGCAGAGCAGCUCGUGUUACGCCCCGGUUGGGGCAGGAUCUCGGAGAGCUCAUGCCGGCGUGCGCCAGCUUGUGUGGUUUGGUGUUUUGCUCGGCAUGGCAAUUGUGGCCGCCAAGUAGAUGACUAUUCUCAUAGAUAUCGCCAUGGGCUAGAACGAACUCGAAACGCAACGGUUAUCUUUGUGCAUAAGAGUUCACCAUUGUUAGACAAGAAAAAAAAAGCAUAAGUUGCACAGAAUUGAAUGACGAACGGAAUAGCCGCUGCCUCUCUUCAUUAGAAGUACAAAAAUAUCUAGGUCGGCAGUUUUACAUUACCGACCAGUGAUGUGCUCUACUAAUUUAUCUACAACAGGAUGCGCUCCAUUUUGGA
Molecule: messenger RNA, 1876 nt
Organism: Brachypodium distachyon (stiff brome)
Lineage: Eukaryota; Viridiplantae; Streptophyta; Magnoliopsida; Poales; Poaceae
Product: glucan endo-1,3-beta-glucosidase 7
Exons: 3
Coding region: 346-1626 (426 amino acids)
Biological process (GO): carbohydrate metabolic process
Cellular component (GO): plasma membrane
Molecular function (GO): hydrolase activity, hydrolyzing O-glycosyl compounds
Source: RefSeq, a predicted model, not a curated record